This is a messenger RNA of Elaeis guineensis (African oil palm), 423 nucleotides long. The record is from RefSeq and is a predicted model, not a curated record. Lineage: Eukaryota; Viridiplantae; Streptophyta; Magnoliopsida; Arecales; Arecaceae.
CAAACCCCUCCUCCCUCUUCCGCAUACGCUAUCGACUUAUCGAGUUUCACAAGCUAAAGAAAGUCAGAUUCAAACGGAUAACCAUCACCAUCUUUAUUUAUAUAUCAUCAUCCACAGCGGUAAUGGCGACAUGGGCCAAGAAGAAGAGCAAAAGAGAAUGAUGGGAAUGAUGGGGAGGAGAAGAGAUCUUGAAGUUAAGCUCAACUUGUUGUUGGAUUUUCGAUUCCACCCCACUGACAAGGAGCUCGUUGUCCAUUAUCUCUACCGCAAGAUUGCUUGCCAGUGCCUUCGCAUUCUGAUCAUCACCGAGGUCGAUCUCUACAAGUAUAACUCUUGGAACCUCCUAGAGAAGGCGUUGUUCGGACAAAAGGAAUGAUAUUUCUUCUGUUCUGAAAUCAAAUCCGAGGAGAGACUGAGAGAGGU